GACAUUUAAUAAAAAAAAAAAAAUAUCAUUUGCAAGUGUGUGCGUAUGUGUAUUGAACAGCUGUUGAAAUUUUCUAAACACGUGUUAAAGAGUGUGUUGCUGGGGUCAACUUGCGAAUAAAAAAAAAAUUACUGUCCUAGGUCAAAACUUGUUGCAAUAUAUUUUAUAAAAAUAAAUAUCAAUAGAGAUAUUUAAAUAAAAAUAAUCAUGGGUGUUUAUGAUCAUGAUGAAUCAAAGUAUAAUCUUAUGGGAAGUUCAAAAGUAUUUUCAAAAGUAACAACAAAAAGACCAACACCAGUAAUUUUUAAAGAUGGUACAAAUAAUAAAAAAUUAAAACAUGAUGAUGACGGUAAUAAUAAUAUUAAAAAAGAUAAUACAGAUAAAAAUACACUGACUAUUCAACAACAAAGAGAAUCAUUACCAGUAUAUUUGCAUCGUAAAAGAUUGAUGGAAAAAAUACGUGAAAAUGAUAGUUUAAUUGUUAUUGGUGAAACUGGUAGUGGUAAAACAACUCAAAUACCACAAUUAUUAUUAAAAUUUGGUAUUGUUGGUUGUUCUGGACGUAUUGGUAUAACACAACCACGUAGAGUUGCUGCAGUAUCAAUUGCAAAAAGAGUAUCACAAGAACAAAAUGUACAAAUUGGUAAAUUAGUUGGUUAUUGUGUUAGAUUUGAAGAUGUUACAAGUUCACAAACAAGAAUUAAAUAUUUAACUGAUGGUAUGAUGGUACGUGAAGCUAUGAAUAAUGAAUGUUUAACAAAUUAUUCAGUUAUUAUACUUGAUGAAGCACAUGAAAGAUCAGUACAAACAGAUGUAUUACUUGGUGUUGCUAGAAGAGCACAAAAUUUACGUAAAAAAAAAAAUUUAACACCAUUAAAAUUAAUUAUUAUGUCAGCAACAAUGGAUGUUGAUAAAUUUCAUAAAUAUUUUCAAGCACCAGUUAUUUAUUUAGAGGGUAGACAAUUUCCAGUAAAUAUAUAUCAUUCAAUUAAAAAACAAGAUGAUUAUGUAUUUUCAUCACUUGUAACUGCUUUUCAAAUACAUCGUGAAUCACCAGCAAAUGAGGAUAUAUUAAUAUUUUUAACUGGUCAAGAAGAAAUUGAAGCUGCUGUUACAAGUGCAAGACAAGUUAAUAAACAACUUGAAGGAAAAGGUUAUCCAAAUUUAAAAAUAUUUCCACUUUAUUCAGCAUUACCAAAUCAUCAACAAUUAGAAGCAUUUAAACCAUCAUCAGCUGGUUUACGUAAACUUGUUAUUGCAACAAAUGUUGCUGAAACAUCUGUUACAAUUGGAGGUAUUUGUCAUAUAAUUGAUACUGGUGUUGUUAAAUCAAGAACACAUCAUCCAACAACUGGUCUUGAUGUAUUAAAAGUUGAAAAAAUAUCAAAAGCACAAGCUUGGCAACGUACUGGACGUGCUGGUCGUGAACGUGCUGGUAAUUGUUAUCGUACAUUUACUAAAAUUGAUUUUGAUAAAAUGAAAGAAAUGCCAAUUCCUGAAAUUCAACGUUGUUCAUUAGCUGGUGUUGCAUUACAAUUAUUAACAAUUGGUAUUGAUAUAACAACAUUUGAUUUUAUUGAUAAACCACCAAAAGAAUCAAUUGAUAUUGCUAUUACAUCAUUAAAAAAACUUGGUGCUAUUGAAAAUACACCACCAAUAUUAACAAAAAUUGGUAAAACAAUGUCACGUUUUCCUCUUGAUCCACGUUUUACUAAAGUAUUAAUGGCAUCUGUUGAAUACAAAUGUCUUGAUGAAGCAUUAACUGUUAUUGCUUUAUUAUCUGGUGAAUCAAUAUUUACUGAACAUCCAGGUAAACGUGAACAAGCACAUGCAGCUAAAGCAAGAUUUGCAUCUCCAGAUGGUGAUCAUGUUACAAUGUUAAAUGUUUAUCGUAGUUAUUUAAAUGUAACACAAAAAAAAAUGUGGUGUAAUGAAAAUUCAAUACAUCAUAGAAAUUUAGAGUAUGCAAUUGAUGUAAGACGACAAUUAGAAACACUUGCUACUAAAGCUAAUUUAGAAAUUUCAAGUUGUGGUAAUAAUACUGAGCCUCUUAGACGAGCUCUACUUGAAGGUCUAUCUGAUAAUUUAGCUGAAAUACAACGUGAUAAUUCUUACAUAACUGUUUCAACAAGAUGUCCAGUUGCAAUUCAUCCAUCAUCAAGUCUUCAUACACUUCGUCCACCUCUUAUUUUAUUUACUGAAGUUGUUGUUACUGGUAAAUGUUAUCUUCGUAAUUUAUCAGUUAUUGAAAAUUCCUGGCUUAUGUCUAAAUCAUCAUCAUCAUCUAGUAAUUAA
Messenger RNA from Aphidius gifuensis, 2295 nucleotides. RefSeq names its product ATP-dependent RNA helicase DHX33 (gene ath). The record is from RefSeq and is a predicted model, not a curated record. Gene Ontology annotation, biological process: positive regulation of transcription by RNA polymerase I. Gene Ontology annotation, molecular function: ATP binding; RNA binding. Gene Ontology annotation, cellular component: nucleolus; intracellular anatomical structure. NCBI's taxonomy places the organism in Eukaryota, Metazoa, Arthropoda, Insecta, Hymenoptera, Braconidae. The coding region runs from base 208 to 2295 and encodes 695 amino acids. The transcript is spliced from 5 exons.